GCAGAAGAAAUAGCUAUUGCUAUUUCUCUUGGGCUAGACAAAUUGAAGGGGCCGGCUCCUCUUUUGCUAGGGCGACAGAGAGAGAGAAGAGAACGGCGGCUAGGGGCGACCAACAAACCAGAAACUACGGUGCCAUCUCCCACCUCUCCGGCCUACUCUGCUGUUUGUAGUCCACCUCUCUCUCUAUACUGUACUGCUUUGCAAUGUGGGCCUUGCUUUUCCCAUCCAUUCUCAUGGCUGAUCUGAUCGGUAUCUUGUUGGGGACUCUCUGAAGUCUGUGAAUGAGAAAUCUUUAGGACAUAUGGAUGUGAGUGGAUUCUGAUGUUGAAAAAUUGAUCAAGAAUCAGAAAGCGGUGGCCUUUUGUGCAGCUCGAGCCAAAGCAAUGAACUAACGGAUUUGAGUGGGAUCUGAUUUUGGAAAAUAGUGGCCUCCAGUUGUUGGAGUUGCCAUUUAGCUCUACGAUCAGUUCAAUGGAAGUCUCUCAAUCAUCAACAAAGCGGGGAAAGGCAUUCACGCCAGAUCAAGAUAUAGCAAUUUGCAAUGCUUGGUUGAGCAUCACCCAAGAUCCUAUUGUUGGUAACUCGCAAUCACAAAGUAAGUUUUGGAAUCGGGUAUUCUAAAAUUAUCUUGAUCAUAGCAACGACAAAAAUGGUAGAACACAAGUUUCUAUCCAAUCUCGUUGGGGCAUAAUCAUGAAGUGUUGCAGUAAAUAUAGUGGGUGCCUUAAACAAAUUGAAAAUAGGCAACAAAGUGGAAUCAAUGAAACAGAUAAGGUUCUUCAAACAAAAAGUUUGUAUUAUGAAAAUGAGAAGAAACACUUUUCUUUGGAUCAUUGUUGGGCGAUUUUGGAACAUGCCAUUAAGUGGGAAGAUCGGGGAUCCUCCAAAAAGCCAAAGUCUCCCCCAAUGACCCCAUAUUCCUUUUCCCCAUUUUCCUCUCCGCAUCCCAAAUUCCUGAGACGCCCAUCUCUCUUGAUUCCGAUCAAGAUCGAACCGAAAAAUCUGUUGACUCCCCAACAACCAAAAGGCCUAGUGGAAGGAAAGUUGCAAAAGAAGCACGUAAAAAAAACAAGAUAGCAGAUACUUCAGACAGUCGUUUUUGUGAUUUGAUGGAAAAAUUUAAUGAAACUACAACUGACAGAUAUAUGAAGAAGUGUGAAAUAGAAGAAAGAAAAGUUAAAGUAAUGGAGCAAAUGAAUCAAAGGGAGUAAGAAGAGAAAGAAGCCAAGAUUAUGAUGAUGGACCUUUUCAGCAUGGACCCUCAGGCGAAAGUUUAUUACCAGCUGCUCAAUAAUGAGAUUCUUGCUAAACUAUAAGCACGCUCAACAAACUUUGAUUAUUAUGUUCCUUUUCCCCAUGUCCACCAUGAAGGACAAGUGAAGUUUAGCACUUUCUAGGAAUAUGCUAUGUUGGUUUGUUCCUUAUAUAAAGUUUAGCACUUUCUAGAAAUAUGCUAUUUUGGUUUGUCCCCUGUAUGAAGUUUAGGACUAUUUUGCAAUAUGUUAUUUUGGUUUGUUCCUUGUAUAAAAUAGUAUGCGUGUGAAAGUAAAGGCAAUGGACUGUGUUGUUGAAACUUUUUUUUGUUGUGCUUCAUGAAAGUAUCUAUUUUCGUAAUUUGGUUUGUUCUAGCAAUAUGUUUUUUUUUUUUUUUGAAACAGAAUCUCCAUUGCAAUAAACAAGCCAAAUAUUUUAAUUUUUUGUAAUAAGGCAAACAAGCCAAAUAAAUUUAUUUAUUUUUAAUAAGGCAAACACGCUAAAUAUUUUUAUUUAUUUUUAAUAAGACAAACAAGCGAAAUAAAACACAAACACUUAAAAAAAAAAAAAAAAAAAAAAAAAAAAAAAAAAAAAAAAAAAACCUUACUUGUACACUAUCUAGUGUACAAAACACACAUACUAAUAAAUCAAGGAUCCAAACAAAAGACAUCUGAAACACACUUCUUCAAAUUUGUCCUUGUCGUGACCAAAAAUGUUUAAUUCUCGAAAAAAAAAAUUAAAAAUACAUGUAUCAUUUUUUUUUCUCUCUCUUUUUUUCUUUUUCUUUUUUUCGUUUUUGGUCCUUUUUUGACUAGAUAUUUUAGAUUUUUGAUUCUUUUUAAUUAAGUUUUUGGUUGAAGAUGAUGUUACACGGCGUUCAGAACCAGCCUUGAAGUGAAUGAAUUAGAAAGAACGAAGAAGUAAGGAAAUGAGACGACUCUUUCUUGAACUAUAUCAUAAACAGAUCUCCCCCUCCACACCAAUCACGAGUUUUUCUCUAUUCCUCUCGUAUAUCGUCGUAACGCCCUUAAUGCUAGGUUUUGAAAAACAUUUUUCAUGUCAUUCCCAUUUAGGUUCGAUUCGGAUCCCUCCGUUGUUUCCUUUUCCUUUCGCACCUUUUCCUCAAAAUGAGAAAGAAGAUGGUACACUUGAAUUGUAUUAUUUAAUUUCUUAUUGCUUGCAAAAGAUCCUAUUUCUACAAUUGGUAGGUCACCGGGUUAUUCAAAUCAGUCGUGUUUUCUGUGGUUUUCCCAUGUUACAACUUCCGUACCAAUUCGGUCGAUUCGAAAUGGAUCGGUUAAACAUUCCAUUAGGGAGCCUGGUCUUGACUCUUCUGUGUGGUAUUCAUUCUCGUUCGGCUUUUGGAAUCACAUCCAGCAGUGGUUGGAACAGCUCGCAAAAUCCAACCACUUCACCUACUUCAUUGCCCCCAACCAUUUCUCGUACCUCUAUUGAAACAGAAUGGUUUCAUGUUCUUUCAUCGAUUGGUUAUUCCUCUCUGUUCGUAUCUCUUUUUCCAAUUUUGGUCUCGAUUAGUUCACAAGAUUGAAUGGCCAAUUAUCCUCCGGACCCUCGAUUCGAUUGUUUUCCAAGAAUAUUGAGCCGGGUAUUUAAGCCAUGUAUCUGGGAGGAACUGCAAAGGAGGGCUUGAGGCUUUUUUCCCUAUAUUUUGUCUU
Messenger RNA from Cornus florida, 2930 nucleotides. Its product is annotated as putative cytochrome c biogenesis ccmB-like mitochondrial protein. Lineage: Eukaryota; Viridiplantae; Streptophyta; Magnoliopsida; Cornales; Cornaceae. Gene Ontology annotation, biological process: heme transport; cytochrome complex assembly. Gene Ontology annotation, cellular component: membrane. The record is from RefSeq and is a predicted model, not a curated record. The coding region runs from base 2183 to 2803 and encodes 206 amino acids. The transcript has 4 exons. Gene Ontology annotation, molecular function: heme transmembrane transporter activity.